AGUGGUGCUGUUUUUGAAGAUGAGUCCGGAAAUCCUGUCUAUGAAGAAGUUUUUGAAGAGGAUGUUGUCGUAGAAGCACUUGAAGAUUCGCGAUCUACUGAAUUUGCUCCAAACGAAAUUAUUCGUGUGGAAGAAGAGGAAGAGUCAACAAGCACAGGAAGUUCCGGCCGGGCGCUAAGACUUUUUGCAGUUCGAGAAGCUCUUGGCAUUCGUGAUCUCAUAACAGCAGUCGAUUGUUUGGUUACAAGUUCCGAUUUCUACAUGUCUGAAACGCGCAUGUCUGCAGUUCAUUUGGCUGAGUUACUCAAACAGGUGAGCGAAGCAACUUUGCUGUUACGCUCAGUGACAGAGAAGGUGAAAAAUUUACGUGAUAUGAGGCCGUUGCAAAUGAUCUAUGCAAAGAAUACACGGAGGCGCAAGCAACUGUGA
Gongylonema pulchrum is the source of this 429-nucleotide messenger RNA. Lineage: Eukaryota; Metazoa; Nematoda; Chromadorea; Rhabditida; Gongylonematidae. The record is from the annotation of a GenBank genome assembly.